UUGUCAGUGUGUGUGUGUGUACAUGACAGGAGCUGAAGGUCUGGAUGAGGGACAGAGAUUGCACGCUUAAACAAAAACAGCAGAGCAUCUGAUCAAGACAGAGACGAGAGACGGUGACAGAAAGACAAUGUAAAAGUCUCUUUUUUUUUUAAAGUGGAUUUGGCGAUACAUUGAACUCAAAGGACUUUUUCUUCUCAAACAGUAACAGAUGUACUUGUUCCUAAAAGUGUUUUUUGGCUGCUUUGGUCGAAUGCAGCCAGCAGAGUAAGUGCCAUUUAGAGAACAGCAGCUGCAUGACAACUGCGACUAUGUCAAGGUCUGAGGAAGCAGUCAGAGACUAAUACAGCAAGCAAAAAGAAAAAUAGAAAAAAAUAAUCUUUUGGAGAAGCAGGAGCACGUUCAAAAGAAAUAUCAGUGGUGAAUACAACCUGUACAGGCUGCAAGCUCUGCUGUUUCUUCAUCGUCUACCUCCUCAUCCUCUGCUUCAAGCUGCAACUUCAUCUCCUGCAGCAAACGACCAAAAUCAUAUCCUCGAUCAGUCCAGCAUCUUAAUCCUCCAAAACCUGCUGCAGUCUCAGGUGCUGGUCUUGUUGGGUCAGUUUGACAGUUAAUGACAGCUGACGCCAUGGCAUCAGCAGCUCUGGAGCUGAUGGGCUUCUUCCUGGGCCUGCUGGGGAUGCUGGGUACCCUGGUCGCCACAGUGCUACCAUACUGGCAGAUUUCCGCCCACAUCGGCUCCAACAUUGUUACCGCCGUGGCCAACAUGAGGGGCCUGUGGAUGGAGUGCGUAUAUCAGAGCACGGGCGCUUUCCAGUGUGAGACCUACAACUCUAUGCUGGCGCUGCCCUCCGACCUGCAGGCAUCUCGUGCACUCAUGGUCAUCUCCUUGGUGCUGUCCAUCCUCGCCAUCGCCAUUUCAACCUUGGGGAUGCAGUGCACUAUCUGCCUGGAAGGCUCAGGUGCAGUAAAAGGUCGUGUGGCAGGUGCGGGUGGGGGUCUGUUUUUCACUGCAGGCUUCCUGGCACUCAUACCUGUGGCAUGGACCACACAUGAGGUAGUCCAGACCUUCUACCGACCCAACAUACCUGCCAGCAUGAAGUUUGAGCUGGGGGAGUGCCUGUAUGUUGGCCUGGCUGCUGCACUCAUCUCCAUGCUGGGAGGGGGGAUGCUGUGUGUGUCAUGCUGUGAGGAGCAGGAUGGCGGUCGUGGGAGACGACACGGUGGAGGGUAUCCAUACCCAGUAGGUGGCGGUACGCUGGGCACAGGAGUACGGACCACCUCACAGACCUACCGCAACCCCACCCUGCAGGUGGGAGGCACCAACACAGCCAGCAGGGGGCAGACGCUGGUUCGCAGUACCAGUGGCAGCUCGCAGACAAGUAUGCGUGGCCAGGAAGCCAGGAAGCCCACUGCGGCAGGAUAUGACAUCACAGGAUAUGUCUGAGGUUACUGACUCCAUAUUCACUUCAUAUACUGUAUGGCUCCUUCACAACUUAAGUUGAGUUACAUGUAUUUAUAUGCUGUUUUUUUUUCAAGAUGCUUGACAAUAUGUGACACAUUUAA
Messenger RNA from Scomber japonicus (chub mackerel), 1563 nucleotides. RefSeq names its product claudin 2 (gene cldn2). The record is from RefSeq and is a predicted model, not a curated record. Gene Ontology annotation, biological process: cell adhesion; bicellular tight junction assembly. Bases 611 to 1444 code for a protein of 277 amino acids. The transcript is spliced from 2 exons. NCBI's taxonomy places the organism in Eukaryota, Metazoa, Chordata, Actinopteri, Scombriformes, Scombridae. Gene Ontology annotation, cellular component: bicellular tight junction; plasma membrane. Gene Ontology annotation, molecular function: structural molecule activity.